Molecule: messenger RNA, 360 nt
Organism: Brassica oleracea var. oleracea
Lineage: Eukaryota; Viridiplantae; Streptophyta; Magnoliopsida; Brassicales; Brassicaceae
Product: pre-mRNA-splicing factor SLU7-B-like
Exons: 3
Coding region: 1-360 (119 amino acids)
Biological process (GO): mRNA splicing, via spliceosome
Cellular component (GO): spliceosomal complex
Molecular function (GO): pre-mRNA 3'-splice site binding
Source: RefSeq, a predicted model, not a curated record
AUGAAAUCAUCGACGGAGAAAUCUGGAAAAAAAACGGAUCGUAGUGGUGACGAGAAAGAUCGCGAGGAGAAGUGGAGGUGGUACGACCGCGGAGCGAAGAUCCACCACGCAAAAAAGUUUAGAAACGGAGCUUGUGCAAACUGUGGUGCAAUGACACACGACGCUAAAUCUUGCUUUGAAAGAGCACGGAAAGUUGGAGCUAAAUUCACAGGGAAACACAUCGCUGCUGAUGAGAAGAUCGAGAGUAUUGAGCUUGAUUAUGCUGGCAAAAGGGACCGCUGGAAUGGUUAUGACACAUCACAGUACUGCCAAGUCCAAGAGAAGAGGUUUCAAGAUAGAAAAAUGGCGAGGGUGGACUAA